UAUGCAUAAAAAAAAUAUUUUCUCUCUCCACAACUCUUUGACUUUCCCAAUCUAAUACACAAAAACCCAAGUUUAAAUAAAGUUAUUUCAUUUCAUUACUCGAUCGCCACCUCCAUUGCAUGCUCUGCCUCAUUCUUUCUCUGCCUCCCUCUGAGAAAAUCGAGUACAAACCGAGUGAAGAAGAAUUCACAGACAAACGAAGGAAUACCAGCUAAAUUUCAUGGCAGUUGAAGCUCGGCAUAUGUGCCUAUCCCCUUCUCAGUUAAUCGCCAAUAGAGAUUUUAUCAAACAUAAUCAAGGAAACGCCAAUAUGUCCGGCGCCCAGAUGUUUUCCAGGGUGCCUUUGGCCGGAACAAUGUCUGAAACGCUCCCACCUUUUUACCAAUCCGUUGAUUGCAGUCUGGCUUCGGUGAAACCGCUCAUGAAUAAGGCUGAUAGCGAGCUCUCCAAUAUCCCUGAUCAGAGCAAGCGUCCUAGAGAUUCGAUGAUCAAUCAGUUUGCAGAUUUCAUAGUCCCUCAAAAGAGAAACAAAAUAUCCGUGUUGCCGUCUUUUCUCUGCCAGGACAUUAUCCUCCAGGCUCAACAGCAACAAUCAGAGAUCGAUCGCUUUCUCAUCCAACAUGCAGAAAAAGUAAGAUUGAAACUGGAGGAGCAAAGAAGAAUUCUAGUGUCGGCAUUCCAGGAAAUCUUCGCAAUGAAAUUGAAAGAAAAAGAUGAAGAGAUCCAGAGAAUGGGAAAGCUGAACUGGGCCCUCCAAGAAAGAGUGAGAAGCCUGUGCGUAGAGAACCAGAUAUGGAGGGAUUUGGCGCAAAACAACGAGGCCACGGUCAAUACUCUACGUAGCAACUUAGAGCAAGUGCUGGCGCACGUUAGCGAGGACAGCGACGCGGAAUCGAGCUGCGGCAGCAAUGAUUUGGGGCGGUGCACGCCGGCGGAGGAGGCGGAUGUGGUUAGUGGUGGUGGUGGUGGUGGUGGGCAGAGGAUGUGUAGGAAUUGUGGGGUCAGGGAGUCAAGGGUGUUGCUGCUGCCAUGCAGGCAUCUAUGCCUCUGUACUGCGUGUGCGUCCGGUCUCCGCGAUUGCCCGGUGUGUCACGCUGUCAUGAAUGCCAGCGUGCAUGUUAAUUUCUCCUAGGGUUAAAAGGAUAAAAAGAUAAGGUGAAAAUACUAAUUUUUCAAUUAGUUUCUGACUUUUUUUUUUUUUUUUUUUUGGGAAAUGUAAGUUUCUGACCUUGGUAGAUACAUAUUUGAUUUUUUUUUU
Molecule: messenger RNA, 1258 nt
Organism: Alnus glutinosa
Lineage: Eukaryota; Viridiplantae; Streptophyta; Magnoliopsida; Fagales; Betulaceae
Product: BOI-related E3 ubiquitin-protein ligase 1-like
Exons: 3
Coding region: 221-1132 (303 amino acids)
Biological process (GO): regulation of programmed cell death
Molecular function (GO): ubiquitin-protein transferase activity
Source: RefSeq, a predicted model, not a curated record